AAAGGCUCGAGUGGACAUUACUGUUUGUUAUUGAGAUUGGGCCAGGUGUUGGUUGGUUUGGUCUGGGACGGGGAGGUGCGCCACCCAGUGGUGAGUUCUCCAUGGCACUUUCAGCAGCUGCAGAAACACMGUGUCUCUGAGCGUGGAGGCGUGCAGCUGGUGCCGACGGUUUCGGUUGGGGUGGAUGUGCGUUCCUGACUUGUUACCACAUCUCCAACUCCAAGCCCAYCCUUUGCUGCACAUCUGUACCACUGCUGUACCAACUCAAUAAAGAGAGAUUGCAAAGAAAUCCCAUCUACAGUUUGUCCUGAUCGACACACAGUGGCGAGUGUAAAUAUCCCACCAGCCUUAACUUCAGAGUAGAUCCUCACCUACAAUUUUGGUCCUUCGAGCCGGAUCAGGACACUUACCACUGUUCAGCAUGCAGACCAGCCAAGAAGCAACAGUUAGACCGAAGCGGCAAACACGCCCACCUUCAUAUUUACAGGAUUAUGAAACCAGUUAUAUGGGGCUUCAUCUUCAGCCUUCAUUUGAUUAUGGAGGUGUACAAGCUGGUACUGGAUGCUAUGAUAGCUCGUAUUCACCAGAAGAGGGAGCUGCCAAGAUGACACCCCUCACCCCCYCAUCUAGUACACCACGAUGGCCCAACAGUCAAUGGGAAAUCACGGUAGAUGAGUGGGUUGGUUCCCCAGAACAGAGAGUUACUGAACCACAGCGGUGGAAGAGCUUAUCAGAAGAGGACUUCARAGAUUAUUCUGCAUCUUCACACCCCAGACAGUUAAUGCAGACCUCCUCACUAUACCGCUCAGAGCUGGAGCUGUUAAGAAGACAGAGAGCUGAAUUUGAGCAGUCUAAAAAGGCAGUGCGUGUUGAAUUGGCUGAACUCAGAGAAUUAAAGGAAGAAAUGAAGAGGAGGAUGGGACCUCCCAAGCAGAGCACAGCCACUGUCCAGCAGAGGUUUGGAGUCCCACCACCAGCAUAUGYACCACCACCACCUCCAACACAGCUGGCGAACAAUGAGGAGGAGGAGGAAUGGCCYGAUCCUCCACCAUGGCCUGAAACAAGAGAGGAAUUUGAGCCUUCUCCACCAUCCCAGCCAGUUCUGACUAUGUUGGAGAAGCUGAUGAGUGAUCUACAGCUCAUAAAGAAUCAGAGUCAGAGCAUGAUGCGUCAAAGUAAGCCUCCUUUUGCACCACAUCAUACAGCUUAUGUUAGUAACAGUAACGUGGAGGUGCAACAAGGAAAGAUGAGGCACAGCGAUACCAGAUAUCAACCGCCAUCUCACCCUCCUCAUAUYGGAGUAGGAAGACAACAGUUMCRUGGACCUACCACUACRCAAGAGGAGAUGCUGACAGAURUUCAUGGGUCACCAAGGGCAGAAUGCUUGGAAUCAACAACAGGUUUGCAUCCUCCUUCGACCUUACCAGUUYUCACUGAACAAACCUAUCGAGGUCCUAGGCCAAGCAUUCCCUACUUUGCCAGACGAGACCCCAGCGACUUUGCUCGGCUAAAGAUUGCCUUAACUAAUCUGUUACCUCCUGAUGGGACAGAGCUGUUCAAGUACCAAAUCCUGGUGGAUCACCUCAAACUUGAGGAAGCCAAACUCAUCGCAGAUUCUUAUUUGAACUCCGCCACACCAUACUCGGACACUAUGGAGACGGACCAAGUCAGUGAGGAGCGACCCAGAGACUCGGAGAGAGUGAGAGAUAAUGAUAAAACGGGCUGUUUUAGCCCCAAGACGGCAAUGACUCAUCCAAUCACGCAUCCUGACUCACUGCCGCCCGGAUACAACCCCGGCCUCGGGAAGUCUUCGGUCACCGUGGUUACGGGGCACAUCCGGGUUGGGUCGGCUGUUAUUUCGGUGCGUGGCCGGCGGGGAGACGAGCUGACAGACUCUGAAUGA
Molecule: messenger RNA, 1903 nt
Organism: Poecilia reticulata (guppy)
Lineage: Eukaryota; Metazoa; Chordata; Actinopteri; Cyprinodontiformes; Poeciliidae
Source: RefSeq, a predicted model, not a curated record